This is a messenger RNA of Athalia rosae (coleseed sawfly), 1991 nucleotides long. Its product is annotated as acetylcholine receptor subunit alpha-like 2. Gene Ontology annotation, molecular function: transmembrane signaling receptor activity; extracellular ligand-gated monoatomic ion channel activity; neurotransmitter receptor activity. Gene Ontology annotation, biological process: nervous system process; regulation of membrane potential; monoatomic ion transmembrane transport. Bases 105 to 1472 code for a protein of 455 amino acids. Gene Ontology annotation, cellular component: neuron projection; membrane; synapse. NCBI's taxonomy places the organism in Eukaryota, Metazoa, Arthropoda, Insecta, Hymenoptera, Athaliidae. The record is from RefSeq and is a predicted model, not a curated record. The transcript has 9 exons.
GAUGGGAUGCCGGUAGGUGACAGGGCAGCUGCGGCUUGUAGAAACAUUGUGGACGAUAACGAGACGCAAGAACAGUUUGCCGGUAUCAGGCCGACGCUGCAGUCAUGCCUGAAACGUCGAGGCCUGGGAGCUUUCGAAUUGCGAUCCUGGUACUCUGUGGAUUAACAAUUUUCGCGCCUCUACAACAAUGCACGGAUGCAAAAUUGACGGUGACAGAUAUGCCGGUGCGGCCCAUAUGGAACGAAACUUGGACGGACCAUUUGAAGAGGGAUCUUCUGUUGAACUAUGAUAAGUUUGCGAGGCCGGCCCAGCACCACAACACGACAACCGUAACGAUUGACCUCACAAUUCGUCACGUAGCCAUUGAAGAAUUGAAGUCCAUGAUGACGGUGCACGCCUGGGUCAAAAUGUUUUGGAUCGAUGAAAAGUUGAAAUGGGACCCAGCGAACUAUGGCGGGUUGGCGCAACUUCAUCUAGGCGACCACGAAGUCUGGCAACCAGACAUUGUUCUCUACAAUAGCGCGGCUGGCAGUACGGUAGACCACUACGGAAAUACUCAUUGCAUAGCUACUCAGGAUGGUUCGAUACUUUGGGUACCGCCUUCGCAGUUUAUGGUCUUUUGCGAUAUGGAUCUUCGUUUUUGGCCAUUCGAUACACAAGUUUGUUCAUUGCGACUUGGUUCCUGGACAUUUAACGGUGAACAAAUCGAUCUACAAUUUCCAGAAACUGAAGAUCGGCCGGAUUUAAUGCUACACAAUUCUGAGUGGAUUUUGAAAGACGUUACUCGAGAGCGUAACGUUGCGUAUUAUCCGUGUUGCCCUGAGGCCUACAUCGACGUCACCUACAAUCUGACUUUGAAGAGGGAAUCUCCCAACUACGUAGCGGUCGUCGUACCACCUGCUACUGCAAUAGUAUUGCUGACCCUGAUUACCUUCUGGCUCCCAGUUAAUUGUGAGGAAAAAGUCACCGUAGCCGCGUGCACGUCGGUGUUGAUUACUCUCUUCCUGAUCUACUUCAACCAGAAGGUGCCAUCGGUAGCGUACAAUACACCUCUAAUCGUACAUUUCUACAGCUACAGUCUGUACCUGGUGAGCAUAUCCUUGAUUAUCUCAGUGACAGUUAUCAACAUGUCGAAAAGCAAUAAUAGGAGACCACUUCCCUGGAGAGUUAAACAAUUCCUCGUUGGGUGGCUGGGAAAAGUUCUGUGGCUUGACGACGUAGUUCAGCUGGUGAAAGCGCAGAGAGCAAACGUGGGCGAGGAAAUGCGGGAAAGUCAUACCGCUGAUGGGAAUCAUUCAAUUUCUGGUCCGUUGAGUAACUCCAAUUUUGACGAUGGCGAUCGUCAGAAUAUUCUGACUCCCCCAAAGUCUUCGCAGUUAGAAUGGACCCUGGCAGCGAUGGCUGUUGAUCGAAUAGCGUUUAUACUCUACUGCCUCAUUUUUAUCAUCCUAGCCAUUCGCUGCUCAAUUUGACGCAACCGUAUAAGUUAACCGAUGAGCCUCUCACAAGAAAAUACAUGCCGCUUAUUUGUACAGUCUUCGAGGGCAUUUUCCAAAGAGGCAAAACGGCAGGAAUAUCCUGUUUCUCUCUUGAAGUCUGAGUGUUUUUUUUUUUUUUUUUUUGUACACGAUGUGUUGCUUUAACUCGAUUGAUUAAUUUUGUGCUAACGGAAUAUAGUUGAAUUAUUAAACUAUAUUUUUAUGAAUAUUAUCGACCCGCCGAUUUAUCGUUACCAAUAAUAUAAUCACGUAGAUCCGUUCGACUGAAUACCAAAUAUCGAUGAUGUUACGCUUGUAAUUAAUUAUUUUAAAUAUAAGUAUGUUAUACACGCCUGCAAUCAUACAUAUCCAUAAGUUUAUUGAACCAAAAAGACGAUACACGUACUCACAGUAAUAAAAUGCAAUGUUUUGAAUUGAAUAUUUUUACAAAGCUAUUAAACUUACGAAAACAAAGUAUACAUUUACUAUUAAUAAACAGAUAGAAAAACGGAA